AUGUCGCAAGACAUGUUUAAUCACGGCGUUGGAGCCCUGGCACAUCCAGACACGCGCAAUUUGCCAUUCAAUUUCGACCAAGACGAUUGCGCUUUGUCACUUCCGCCUCCGCCGGCUACCAGAGGCCAUCAACGAUCGAGAACCACCGUCGACCUUCCACCUCUCUUCACCCGAACGCAGUCUUCCUCUCCCACCCGGUCCUCCGUAUUUUCAUUUUUGCGACCGGGAAGCACUAGCUCGGUGUCUCCAGAAGGGGUACCGACUGCAGAAGCAGACGAAACCGCUAGCCACGGGCGAUCACAGUCACCUACCAAGAGGAGGACUGGCGGUCUGGCGGCUUGGUUAGAAGGAGGGUCAUCUGCUCCAGUGAAUAUAGGACUGGUCCCUUCUCCGCAAAAAGAGAGUCUGGAUCCCGUCGAGGAGGUCGGCACAACUGGUGAGCUCUCCUCCUCGUGUCGAGACUCGCUGGACGCCUUGACAAGACGACCCCAAGUGAAACCCACUUCCUCCGGGCAGACAUUAUCCACCAUGUCGAAAUUCAAUAUCUUUAGAAGGAGUACCACUACCCUGACGUCUCCGGAGGAUAUGGAUGAAUUGGCUCAGCUCGAUGUCGACGCGGCCCUCUUCCCGCAUGGCCGGCCGGACGAAUUUUCCCCGGCCGCAUUUAAGAAUCUCCAACAAAACGCCGAGGGAACAAUACGACGCUUGCAACUGGCCUACCGGGAACAGCGUCAGUCGCUACGUGCGGUCAACUCGACGAAAAAUGUCCAGGCAGACGAAUUGGAGGCCGCGGAGACGAGAAACGAGCACUUGAAACUCCAACUGCAGGAGAUGGCCGAGCGAGCGGCAGAGCAGGAGAAACUGAUGAUAGAGAUGAGGGCGCAGCUGCAGGCUCAACGGUCAUCUCACGAGACCCACCAGCAAAGCAUCAGGAUGGUGGCGCAGGAUCAAGAUGGGCCCCCUCGACCCAAGUACCGCCGCUACCGCUCGUCCGACGUCUCGACAUCAGGAGAAUCUGAAGCUGGCUCAGAAGUGAGUUCAGUGGUCAGCGUCUUCUCAGAACAGUUGUCGAUAGCUCCAUCGCAUGCGACGUCACUAGAAUCAUCUGAAACCUCUGCGAGAGCGGACUGCCCGAGAUGUCAUGGCAUGAGACCCUCGGACGCCUGGGAUGUGGUCGGAGUGAUGAAGAUGGAGUCGGCGGCCUUGAAGCAACGGAUUGCCGUCCUGGAAAGCGCGCAAGACGAUGCUAUGGAUCUCAUCAACGGACUGAAGCUAUCGUUUUGA
Messenger RNA from Cladophialophora carrionii CBS 160.54, 1284 nucleotides. RefSeq lists its product as uncharacterized. NCBI's taxonomy places the organism in Eukaryota, Fungi, Ascomycota, Eurotiomycetes, Chaetothyriales, Herpotrichiellaceae. Bases 1 to 1284 code for a protein of 427 amino acids. The record is from RefSeq and is a predicted model, not a curated record. The transcript has a single exon.